GUUUGCAGUACAUCUGAGUUAACAAAGUGGUAUCAGAGCGGGUUGCAAGCUGUAACCAAGAGAGAUUUGUGUGAUUCGUGAGUAAGUAAAGAGUGAUUCUCUGGGUUGGGAAACACGAGUGAACAAGUGAGGCAAGAAAUUUCCUGGUGAGAGCUCAAAUAUGAGUGAAAGCAGCUUUGCUCAGGUCUGUAUACCCAAGUUUGAUGGGGAUUUCGACCACUGGAGCAUGCUGAUGGAGAACCUUCUGCGAUCUAAAGAAUACUGGGCAGUGGUUCAGGAUGGAAUAAGGGAGCCUGCACAAGGAGAGGAGUUGACUGAGGCUCAGCAAAGAGUCCUGGAGGAAAGGAGAUUGAGAGAUCUCAAGGCAAAGAAUUACUUAUUCAGCUCCAUUGACAAGAGCAUUUUGAAGACAAUUACUCAAAAGGCAACAGUCAAGGAGCUGUGGGAUUCAAUGAAAACAAGGUACCAGGGCAGUGAAAGGGUGAAGAAGUCACAACUCCAGAGUCUCAGGAGAAGUUUUGAACUGCUGCAAAUGAAGGAGGGAGAGUCUGUUACAGACUAUUUUGGAAGAGUAAUGACUGUGGCCAACUCUAUGAGGAACUGUGGAGAGCUGAUGCCAGAUGUGAAGAUAGUGGAAAAGGUACUGAGAACACUGACUGCAAAAUUCAAUUUCAUAGUCUGUUCUAUAGAAGAGUCCAAGGACAUAGAAGAAUUGAGUGUUGAAGCUUUGCAAAGCUCAUUGCUUGUGCAUGAGCAAAAGUUUAUUAAGCAAUCUGAGGAAGAACAGGCUUUGAAGGUGACUUUUGAGUAUGGAGGAAGAGGUGGACGAGGUCCAGAGAGAGGCAUGUAUCAGGGUAGAGGAAGGGGAAGAGGAAGGGGAUUGAAUCGUGACUUGGUAGAAUGCUUUAAAUGUCACAAACUGGGACAUUUUAAGGCAGAAUGCCCUGAGUGGUAUGGCAAUCACCAAACACACUAUUCAAGUCACAGUUCCAAUCCUAAUCAGUCACAAUUCAACCACCCUGACAUGACUGAAGAUGUUCUACUCAUGGCUUUUGUCGAGAAGAAAGAAGAAGAAGCAGGAGUGGAUCUGCAGAAUUCAAUGGCAUUUCUGGACUCACAGCUUGAAGAGACAAGGGAUACCUGGUGGUUUCUUGAUUCUGGCUGCAGCAACCACAUGAGUGGAGAAAAGCAGUGGUUCACUACCAUGGAAGACAAUGAUGAUUGCAAUGUGAAGUUGGGCAAUGGAUCGAGGCUUACAGUUGCUGGCAAAGGCACAGUCAGGAUAGUGGUAGAUGGAGUUUCUCUGGCAAUCAGUGAUGUGUUCUAUGUUCCAGGGCUCACUACAAACCUGCUGAGCGUAGGACAAUUACAAGAGAAGCAGCUGAACUUUGUCUUCAAAGAAGGAACUUGCAAAAUCUAUCAUGAAGAGAAGGGAUUGUUGCUGCAAACAACAAUGAAGACCAACAGAAUGUUUGUUCUGCACUCUCAGAAGCAGACUAACAGUUCUAACAAUAAUCAUCACUGUUUGCACCAAACUGAAGCCAGUAACAAGCUAUUCAAUCUCUGGCAUAGGAGAUUUGGACAUCUAAACAGCAAAAGCCUACUGCAGAUGAAGAAAAAGGAGGUUGUGCAAGGAUUACCUCAGCUGCAAGGAGACCUGGGAGUCUGCUCCACCUGCCAGAUUGGAAAGCAACACAGAGCCAGCUUUCCUAAGCAAAGCACAUGGAGAGCAACCAAGAGACUCCAGCUGAUUCAUGCUGACCUAUGUGGACCAAUCACACCAGUGUCCAAUGGGGGAAAAAGAUACAUUCUCACUAUCACUGAUGACUUCAGCAGGAAGUUGUGGGUGUAUUUCUUGGAAACAAAAGCAGAAACUCUAAGUUGUUUCAAGAAAUACAAAGCUCAAGUAGAAAAAGAAGCUGGUGAACCUAUUGUGUGUCUCAGAACUGAUCGAGGAGGGGAAUUUCUUUUGAAUGAGUUCAAAGGAUUAUGUGAAGCUGAAGGCAUAAGGAGGCAACUGACUGCUGCAUUGACUCCCCAACAGAAUGGGGUUGCUGAGAGGAGGAACAGGACCAUAAUGAACAUGGUCAGGUGCUCCAUGGCUGAUACAAGAGUCGCGGCAACAUUCUGGCCAGAGGCUAUGGCAUGGACCAGUCACAUUUUAAACAUAAGUCCUACCUCAGCAAACUCUGGAAAAACACCACAUGAGCUCUGGUCAGGUAAACCUCCAGCUGUUGGUCAUUUUAAAGUGUUUGGAUGUGUAGCAUAUGUCCAUGGGAAUGAUCACCUGAGGAAGAAAUUGGAUGCCAAAAGUAUACAGUGCUACUUCCUAGGCUUAUCCACUGAGUCUAAGGCUUAUAAACUGUAUAAUCCUGUUACCAAAAAGAUAGUGAUCAGUAGGGACGUGGUCUUUGAUGAGACCAAGGGCUGGUCUUGGGAGUCUGAAGCUGAACCUGUAUUGACCAAAGUGACUUGGGAAGGAAGUAAUGAGCCAUGGUAUGAAUUUGAUGAGGAGGAAGAAACUGCCACUACAGAAUCAACACCAUCAGUCACACCACCAGCAGACCCAUCAACAGAACCAACUACACCAAUUCCUUCUGCAGCAACUCAAGCACCUCAGGAUGAUGGGGAGGAAGAUGAGGAUAAUGAUCCUGAUGUGCUUGGCCUUCCCAGUGGAGGAUUAGGUCCCAGAGUGAGGAAACCACCCAGCCACUUGUCAAUUUAUGACUGCACUUACUUUGCAGGCUUAGACUACUGGGCUAUGGUAACUAUCAGUGAUGAUCCUACUACUUUUGAAGAAGCUGUGCAGAAUGAGAAGUGGAGAAAGGCAAUGCAGCAAGAAAUGAUCAGCAUUGAGAAAAAUGACACAUGGAUUCUGGUGACAUUACCUGCAGGGGUGACUCCAAUUGGAGUUAAGUGGAUUUUCAAGACUAAGUUGAAGGAGGAUGGAUCUCUGGACAAAUUCAAAGCAAGGCUAGUGGCAAAAGGGUAUGCACAGAAACAUGGUAUAGACUAUACUGAAGUCUUUGCUCCUGUGGCCAGGUGGGACACAAUCAGAACCCUUCUUGCACUAGCAGCAUAUCAUGGUUUUCCAGUAUAUCAACUCGAUGUAAAGAGUGCCUUUUUACAUGGUGAGCUGACUGAGGAAGUCUACAUCGAGCAGCCUCAAGGUUUUGAAGUCAAGGGUGAGGAACAGAAGGUUUAUAAACUGAAGAAAGCACUGUAUGGGUUGAAACAGGCUCCAAGAGCCUGGUACAGUAGGAUUGAGGCCUAUUUUCUCAAAUCUGGCUUUGAGAGAAGUGAUUAUGAGCAUACAUUGUUCAUAAAGAAGUCUGGAAAUGACCUCCUGUUGGUCAGUCUCUAUGUAGAUGAUCUUAUGUACACCAGCAGCAGCUCUGAGCUCAUAGAAGAAUUCAAGAAGUCCAUGCAAGAAGAAUUUGAAAUGACAGACCUAGGGAGGAUGAAGUACUUUCUAGGAGUGGAGGUGCAUCAAAGUAAAGCUGGAAUCUUUAUCAAUCAGCAGAAAUAUGUGAAGGAGGUAUUAGAGAAGUAUGGUCUGUCAGCUUGCAAUUUUGUGAAGAACCCUUCAGCCCCUGGAACUAAACUGUCUAAAGCAGGAGAUGGGGUUCAGGUAGAUGCUACUGAGUAUAAAAGUUUGAUUGGCAGCCUGCUUUAUAUGUGUGCUACUCGGCCAGAUAUCAUGUAUUCUGUGUGCUUGUUAAGUAGAUUCAUGGAGGCACCAACAAGACAGCAUAUGUUUGCAGCUAAAAGGGUCUUGAGGUACUUAAAGGGCACUAUAAGUCAUGGCAUUUGGUACAAGAAGAAGGAUGGAAAUGAUAAGUUGGUGGGGUACACUGAUAGUGAUUAUGCAGGUGACUUGGAUGAUCGAAAGUCAACCAGUGGCUAUGUGUUCUUCAUUGCUGGAGGGGCUAUUUCAUGGGCCUCGAAGAAACAGCCAGUAGUCACUUUAUCAACCACUGAAGCUGAGUUUGUGGCUGGAUCCUAUUGUGCAGCCCAAUGUGUCUGGUUGAGGAAGAUACUAGAACAGAUGGGUUGGAGGAGCAGUGUUGAUACUGCCACAAGAGUUCUGUGUGACAGCAGCUCUGCAAUCAAGCUGUCCAAGAACCCUGUACUUCACGGCAGGAGUAAACACAUCGACGUGCGCUUUCAUUUUCUGAGGAAUUUGGCUAAGGAAGAGGUGAUUGAGAUGGAACAUUGUCGAAGUCAUGAACAAGUUGCUGAUAUCAUGACAAAAUCCCUCCAACUGGAUGCGUUUCAAACACUAAGAUAUCAAUUGGGAGUCUGUGAUGAAAGAGAGUUCGAAGAAGCAGGAGCCAACAGUGGAGAAAAGGAGCACUAAGGUCUGUGAAGGGGGAUUCAGUUCAGGGGAGGAUAAUGUUGCUGAUGAAGUGAACUGAAUCCGAAUCCGCUCUGGAAAAGGAAAGCUGCACCAGUGUUUAAGUGUUGCUUAGUUAAACUGUGUCGUUUUGGUUUGUUUCUGUUUGGUACUUAAAGUUUGUCGAGGGUUAGUAGUGAUCAUUGUUGCUGAACUAGCCGUUGCAGCUGUUUGUUGCAGCAGGGUCGAGUAGUUAGGCAGGGAGCUAUUUUCCAGGGAUCAUGGGGAUAGGGUUGUUUGUCAAAGCCGAGUUUGAGGGCUGUAGUUGAGAGUCCUCCGUAUAUAUUUCAAUUCCAAUCAAUGAAUAAAGGCGUCAGUUUGCAGUACAUCUGAGUUAACAAUGAAAACGAAACAGAAAUGAUCCCGUCAAAGGAAACAAUUCUGGUACCAAUUAAAGGAGGAGAAAGAGGAGGAAACCAACGAAACGUACUUACCCCUGGGAGAAAUCAAAGUCGCACUGUGGAUUGAUUUACCAGCUCUAAUGGUCCCGUCAUAUCUGUGGUACUCUAGCUGCCAUGGGAUCGUCGGGAACAUACUGCAGUGUCACCUAGCGACUCCUGUGAUUGGCAUGGACAUUAUUGGUGUCGCCUGCUCAUCAGCUCCGACGAUGAUGCAUGUCGGCCGUGUUCCUGGUUCUGAGCGGCGUCAGUAGUAGUGAUGGAGAUAAACAUAGGAAAAUUGGAGGAGAAUGGCUGUUUCCCAAGAAAAAUCAAAUGCCACCGCCGGGCCGAAUUCGUUUCCGGCGAUGUUGAUUUGAUGUUUUGCGGUGGAAACUCUUGCGGUGCCGUUUGAUCGAAUGCACCGCUGAUUGCUGAAAUCGAGACGACCGUCAAAUAUCCGCCGCCGAAUGUCGGCGCCGUUGAUUUGAUCGAUGCACCUCUGAAUGGUGAAAUCAACGUGACCGUCAAAUAUCCACUGCCGGGUGGUGUUGAUUUGAUCGAUGCACCUCUGACUUCUAACCAACGCGACCGUUACUACGGUUCGCACCUCUCCAAACUACGUUCGAACGAGGGUGUUUGAGUUUUGAGGAAUCUACGCUACCGCUACUCCUAUGGAGAUUCCUGUGGAGAGCUCCGUGACUACGACUAAAACUACAACUAUGGAGAUCCUUCCUGGAAGGAGAGCUCCGCGAAGGAGUUACAGAGAAAAGGUAAAGUUUUGACAGAGUUGUUCUGUGUUGAUUUUUGGUCGUCCCUGUCUCUCUCCUUGCAGGGUUGAUUUUAUCUAAAACCAACUUCGUAGUCUUCACGCUCUGUAGAACUGCUUCCUCAACUGCUCCGUCCUGAAAUCCCACGUGUCUCAACUGCCUUGAUCUCCUCUUUCUGCUUUGCGUAAAAGUCACGUGCACACACAUCAACUUUGUACCAUGGUUCGAAUCCUGAUACCGCCAUCGAUUAAAACAACAUUGUUGUUUCACCCUCGUGACCGCGUACUCGCCGCUAGAUUGUUGAUCUCUCGGCGUCGUUGACCACACAAAGUCGAUGGCCUUCGUUGAACUCCACGAUGUUGCUUUGGCCUUGCGGUAUCAUUGAACUUCGCGACAUUGCCGCACUAGCAACGCCGCUAGAUUCGCGACCGCGACCAUCUCUCUCCGCCGCAAUGUUGUUUAGCUCGCGGCUUUAUCCACCACCGCGGUAUUGCUGAUUCCUCGCGCGAUAUCGUUUUCAAGCUCCGCGGUGUCGUUUCCUCUCCAAACAGCUCCGUUUGUUUUUCUUUCCGCGACAUUGUUUAAAUAUUUAAACAUUGUCGUUUGCUAAUACAGCGGUACCGUUGGGCUUACUCGCGGUACCGUUUUUAAUUUAAACGACACCGCUGAUAUAGCCGAAAAUAUUCCAUGGAACCGCCGUCAAUCGGCGCUCGCAUUGGACUAGGCGAAUUUUGGUUUAAUUAAUCAGUACCGCUUACCAGGCUCUUGCGGCAUCGUUUUUAAAUCCGCGGUACCGUUUUUGACUCUCCGCGACACCGCUUAUCUCCAUGCGGAACCGAUUUUCCCCUUCCAACAAGGAAUAAAAACAAUAAUUAAUUAUAAACAGAAAAAACUUCUUCCCCGACACCUACACUAAAACGCGCGGCCCCUUUUAUUUUCAGUAAACGUUGUCGUUUCCAGUGCCGCGGUACCGCUGAGCUUCCUUGCGGUACCGUUUUAACUCAUCCGCGAUGUCGCUUGUCGCGGUGCCGUUUUUAGCCAAACGACAUCGUUUCCCAGUCUCGCGAUGCCGUUGAGCUUUGAGGCCCGCGGCACCGUUUUAUCUCUUCGCAGCAUUGCUUGACUCCAAACGGUGCUGUUACUCUCCUCCUCCGACAAGGAAAAAUAAAAUAAAAAACAUUCCUUGUCCAAUAGCAACACAUGUCCUGCGCAUGACUCACACAUGGUCUGCAACCAAUGUCGUUUCAAGUACCGCGGUACCGCCGAGCCUCUUCGCGGUCUCGCUUAAAUUCUCCGCGGCAUUGCUCGACACCAAACGACAUCGCUUUGGCCAUGCGAUAUCGAAUUAAAUGUCGAGAAUCAUU
This is a messenger RNA of Linum trigynum, 6907 nucleotides long. NCBI's taxonomy places the organism in Eukaryota, Viridiplantae, Streptophyta, Magnoliopsida, Malpighiales, Linaceae. The record is from the annotation of a GenBank genome assembly.